Molecule: messenger RNA, 2901 nt
Organism: Penicillium pulvis
Lineage: Eukaryota; Fungi; Ascomycota; Eurotiomycetes; Eurotiales; Aspergillaceae
Product: NRPS-like protein biosynthetic cluster
Exons: 2
Coding region: 1-2901 (966 amino acids)
Biological process (GO): biosynthetic process
Molecular function (GO): phosphopantetheine binding
Source: RefSeq, a predicted model, not a curated record
AUGAUGCCCCCCAGCGAACUACAUGGACCUUCCCUUCCAGACUCAGGUGCAACCCUUCACGACGUGUUUUAUCAGAAUGUCGUAAAGUACCCCGACACUGUGGCUCUCGUCUCGACCCACCAAGCCCCUACUCUCUACGGAAUCCCGAGCGUACCACUCGACACCGACAAGCACGAAGCGCAAUAUCUACGAUGGACCUACCGGGACCUGGAUCGCGCUGUGCAGCGACUCGUCGCGGGUUUACAAAGUCAGGGACUGAAGAGAGGCGAUCCAUUAGUGAUUUUUAUGCCAAAUACCGCUGAAUAUGUUAUUGCUACUUGGGCCGCGUACCAAAUGGACUGCGCCUACGUUCCAAUCAAUCCUAAAGGCCUAGCCAAUGCCCGAGAGAUGCGACAUAUGCUGCAGACGGCGAUGAAGGGAUGCAAGUCGGAUCUUAUGGGUAUUAUUGCUGGGACAUCCGAUAUGUGCGAGCGGAUUGAAGAGUACACGACUGGAAUUAAGUGCACGAAUAUAUUGGUGGAAGGAGAGGUGGAUGGGUGGACACCAUUUAAAGAGUUGAUGGAGAAACCGGCGGAUUCGAAGCAAAGCCUUUGCAGAGAUCAUGUGUCCGAACUUGCUGAUCGAUCAAUUUUCUUCACAAGUGGAACGACGUCUCUGCCGAAAGGUUGUGUUAUGCCGCCUGCAUAUGGGUUUUCGGCUGCCUUGUCCUGGCGCCAGUGCAGUGCUCCCAUGUUGCCUGGAGAUCGCGUAUUAUUCACAUUGCCGAAUAACCAUGGUUUUGGCUGGCUUAACAUAAUUUCUGGCUUUCUGAAUGGAGCUACCGUUGUGCUACCGGGACCGAGGUUCAUUCCAGAGGCUGUGAUUAAGGCUAUCCGGGAAGAGCAAGUGAGCCACGCCGGAUUGGUGCCAACCAUGUUGCAUGCUCUAAGCAAUAUACCGCUCGCAUCUGGCAAAUUGAGUUCUCUUCGACGGAUUGUCAUGGGAGGCUCUCCUCCAACUGAAGAAGUCAUCAAGAUCUGCCUCGAUACCCUAGGUGCGUCGGGGGUAGAGAAUCUCUACGGAAUGACGGAGGGCGUACUCGUAUCCUCUGGUGUGGUCAGCCAGGCUAGCGACAUUAUCAAAGGCCGAGAUGUUUCUAUCGGCAGACCACUUCCUGGUAUGACUGUUCGGAUAUACGCCAAGGACAGCAACGUGCCAGUUGCGACUGGAGAUGCUGGCGAGAUACACUUCGCAAGUCCAAGUCUAAUCGAUGGAUAUGUCGGAGGAGCCGAUAAGAACUUCUAUAAUGGGGAUGAUGGUCGUGCUUGGUUCCGCUCUGGUGAUAAAGCCUUCAUUGGUAGUGAUAAUCGUCUCUACCUGAUUGGUAGGUAUAAAGACACCAUUAUUCGUGGAGGCGAGAACAUUGAACCAACCGCUAUCGAAGCGGUUCUCGGCCAAAUCCCGGAAAUCAACGUUCUUCAACCUCAGGUUGUACGCGCACCAGACAAUAUUGCUGGCGAAGUUCCUAUUGUCGUGGUGAACCAGGAAGUCGAUGAGGCUACAGGAAAUUCACUCAAAGAUACUAUCUUGGCGCAAAUGGGAAACCUUUACGUUCCGGCAGAGGUGAUACCGAUACAGGCAUUGGGCCAAGACGAAUACCCCAAAACCAUGGCAGGAAAGGUCCAAAAGACCAAGUUGGAAGAGCUAGUCAGGACAUACUGGGAGCGCCAAGAGUCAACCGGCUCAAACGGUCACCGUAUCGAGGGGCCUGUUUCAGGCACUCAAGUCAUGGAAUCAUUGUGUACGGCAAUCGAAAGAGAGAAGGGUAAUUCGAUUGACCACUCUCUUCGGAUGAUUGAGCUUGGAGUCGAUUCAAUCUCGUCUAUCGCAAUUCUCAAGCGCGUUCAGGUGGAAACAGGAGUUUCGUUGCCGUCAUCCCUAUUCUUCACCCAGGCAACAGUCGGUGCAAUCUGCCAGCAGAUCAGUUCUGUUCCAGACGCGGCUGAUUUUCUAAAUUUCACACCAGUCAUGGAAGACGCAACCGACACAUGCUUUUCAGUCCUGCUCCAAGGGACCCCUCGGCCAGGCGUUCCGUCCCUCUUCUGCACCCCUCCAGGCUCCGGAAAUGCCUUCGUAUUCAAGACGCUGCCCAAGUUUGCCAACGACCGUGCAGUCUAUAGCUUUGGCUCUCCAUUCCUCAUGACCAAGUCAGAAUCCACAUGGACGGUAGAAGAUACCGCCAGGAUCUAUGCCAACACUAUCCGCAGCCUUGAUCCUCAGGGACCAUAUAUCCUAUGCGGCUGGUCAAUGGGAACAGCCACUGCAUAUGAAACCGCAUACCUGCUCCACGAACAAGGAAAGAAGGUCCUAGGAAUAAUCAUGCUAGACUUGGCAUUGGCCCGGCCACCCCCCAUGCUCCCAGAGGCGAGCGUUGAGCUAUUUGAAAUUAUGGGCGUAUUUCCUCCAAUUCGUCGUGAAGGCAAACCUGACGUGGAGAUUCCCGCGUUUCGGAAGAAGCAUCGCGUCGCAGCUUACUACGCGAAAAACAGAUAUAUACCUCGUCCCUUUGACAUUAGUGAUGCGAGCCGACCGCAGAUAUUUGUUAUUUGGGCUGGACAUGGUGAUCAUGAUCGGAUGAUUGGUGCGGUUCUCGAGGCCCAGGAACUAUUGCAAAAAUAUGGACCAGGGACGGAUAAAAAGAUUAACCUUGACUGGCUUCAUGUUCCGCGUGAUUCAUUCGAUGCUGGUGGUUGGGACGAAAUGGUCGGAAAGGAGAAUGUCGAGUGGGACAUCGUAGAAGAUGCGGAUCAUGACACGCUUAUCGAGUCAGAAGAACUGGUUAUAUUGACCCAGGAUUUGAUGGAAGCGAAAAUAGAUAAAUGGUUGCGAGGAGUGGAGGUUAAAUCCAACGGUUCAGGCUGA